Batrachochytrium dendrobatidis JAM81 is the source of this 225-nucleotide messenger RNA. RefSeq lists its product as uncharacterized. The transcript has a single exon. The annotation marks the transcript as partial. Lineage: Eukaryota; Fungi; Chytridiomycota; Chytridiomycetes; Rhizophydiales. Gene Ontology annotation, molecular function: RNA polymerase II cis-regulatory region sequence-specific DNA binding; DNA-binding transcription factor activity, RNA polymerase II-specific. Gene Ontology annotation, biological process: anatomical structure morphogenesis; cell differentiation; negative regulation of transcription by RNA polymerase II. The record is from RefSeq and is a predicted model, not a curated record.
CGUCCUGCCAACUCAUUCUUGCUGUACCGCGCAGAAAUGCAGUCUAUUGUCAGGAAAGAGUUUGCCGAGCAUGAAAAGGUAAACAACAAUACCGUAUCAAAAAUUGUUGGAGAAAGAUGGAGAAACGAGCCUGACGAAGUCAAAGCCAAGUAUGCUGCUCUGGCUGCAGAAGUCAAACGCGCUCAUGCUAUCGAAUACCCAGACUACAAAUAUACUCCAAGAAAG